Molecule: messenger RNA, 1518 nt
Organism: Yamadazyma tenuis ATCC 10573
Lineage: Eukaryota; Fungi; Ascomycota; Pichiomycetes; Serinales; Debaryomycetaceae
Gene: MET7
Product: tetrahydrofolate synthase
Biological process (GO): tetrahydrofolylpolyglutamate biosynthetic process
Cellular component (GO): cytosol; cytoplasm; mitochondrion
Molecular function (GO): ATP binding; tetrahydrofolylpolyglutamate synthase activity
Source: RefSeq, a predicted model, not a curated record
AUGGAUAUGAGAGGAGGCAGAACUUAUAAAGACGCUAUUGCUGCGUUGAAUACGCUCCAGUCGAACUUCGCAUCGCUCGAGGCAAAGCGUCAGAUCGGCCCGUCUGUCAACAAGAAUGAGUACUCCAUCAAGGUGGUGUAUGAAUAUAUUAGAAGAUUGGGAUACUCGCCCAAAGACUUUAAUCGUCUCAAUGUCAUCCAUGUCACCGGAACCAAAGGCAAAGGUAGUACGUGUGCGUUCACUGAGUCGAUUCUUCUCCAAUACGUUGCCAAUGGCGGUGGGCCUGGAGGUAUAAAAAAGGUGGGACUCUUCACAUCACCGCAUUUGAAGUCUGUACGGGAGCGGAUCAGAAUAGAUGGUAAACCAAUUAAUGAGCUGCUUUUCACCCGGUACUUCUUCGAGGUCUGGGACAAGUUGUCUAACACGACAUCUGAUGCUGACGAGUUCCCUGACCUUGAGCCGUACGACGUGGUGAAACCCAUGUAUUUCAAGUAUUUGACGAUAUUGUCGUUUCACAUUUUUAUGAGUGAAGGCGUCAACACCGCCAUUUACGAGGUGGGUGUAGGAGGUAAAUACGACUCGACCAAUAUUGUGGAGGCACCUACCGCCACCGGGGUCUCAGCCUUGGGGGUGGACCACGUAGCGAUGUUGGGUAGUACUAUUGAUCUGAUCACCUGGAACAAAACGGGGAUCUUCAAACGGGGGUCGCCUGCGUUCAGCAGCGUCCAGCACGAGUACCCGCAAACACACCAGCAGAUUACCGAGCGGGCAGAAGAGCUUGGGGCCAGUUCAAUUGAAUUUGUCGAUGGGGUUAGUGUGGCGGGAGUUCGACUCGGGCUCCAGGGCGAAUUCCAGCGCGACAACGCCGCCUUGGCGGUGAAGCUCGCGGCAGCGCACCUUGCGCAUCUCGGGGUCACCGACCUUCCGUCUUCUGACUUACUGUACUUGCCAGCCCCGUUCAAAGAGGGUUUGGCACGGGCCCAGUGGGACGGGCGGUGCCAGGUGAUUGAUCACAAACCUGGUUUUGAGGGUCUUUCGUUCUAUAUCGAUGGUGCUCAUACCCUUGAAUCGAUUAAUGUGUGCACCAGCUGGCUCGCUACCCGUAGUGAAUUUGGCGGUGCCGGCAGCCGGAGAAAAGUGCUUUUGUUCAACCAGCAGGGAAGAGAUAAUGCUAACCAGCUUUUGACCCAGUUGUAUGACAACUUGCACGGGCGAGUUCUGUUUGAUACGGUGGUAUUUACCACCAAUAUCACCUGGGCCAGCGGAUACAACGCCGAGUUGGUGUCGAUGAACAAUUCGCAGGCGGCCAUUGAUACCUUGUCGGUCCAGAAGGGGUUUGCUGAGGUAUGGGAACAGAGGGAUGCUAAGUACGGGAAGAAGACGGAAAUUAAAGUGUUUAAAGAGAUUGAAGCGGGCUUAAACUCUCUUAAACUGUUGGCACCAGCCGAUGUGUUUGUAGUGGGAUCUUUGCAUUUGGUGGGAGGAGUUUUGAGUGUUUUGGAUGGAGAUAGAGAUUAG